Coffea arabica (coffee) is the source of this 1659-nucleotide messenger RNA. The record is from RefSeq and is a predicted model, not a curated record. Lineage: Eukaryota; Viridiplantae; Streptophyta; Magnoliopsida; Gentianales; Rubiaceae.
AUGGCCGGAGACGUGCCCGCUCCCCGUAAGCAGUAUGACCCGUACUCCAACACGUACAACCCCGGAUGGAGAGACCAUCCCAAUUUCAGUUAUGGGAAUAGACCACAAAAUUUCUUCCCAAAUCGUCCACCAGGGUUUCAGCAAUCAUGGCAACCGAAUCCUCAACUUUCAUCCUCUAACUCAGGAAGCUCUUUGGAGGAUAUUGUAAAAAGUCUGGCCACGACUACCACUCAGCUCCAACAAGAAAUUAGAUCUUUGGUCAUGAGCACUACUCAGUUUCAGCAGGACACCAGAAUAGGUAUGAAAGAUAUGGAAACUCGAAUGAGCCAAAUGGCAACUGCCAUUAAUCGCCUGGAGUCCCACGUUUAUGGAAAAUUUCCAUCGUUGGAAAAGACAAAGAAAGUGGAGAAGGAAAAAGAGUUUUUGGAUGUGUUCAGGAAAGUAGAGAUUAACAUUCCCCUGUUGGAUGCAAUCAAACAGAUACCAAAGGACGCCAAAUUCUUGAAAGAUUUGUGCACCCACAAAAAGAAGCUACGGGGUGACGAAAAAGUGACGGUGGGAGAAAAUAUGUCAACUAUACUCCAAAGAAAACUCCCAUCAAAAUGUGGGGACCCAUAUAUGUUCACAAUUCUAUGUAAAAUAGGAGGUACCCUAAUUAGGAAAGCGAUGUUGGAUUUAGAGGCGUCGAUAAAUGUAAUGCCUAAAACUAUUUAUGCGUCUCUUAAUCUUGGGCCAUUAAAAAGCACAGACAUUAUAAUCCAACUAGCAGACCGUACCAAUGCUUAUCGAGAAGGGUUAGUUGAAGAUGUUUUGAUACAGGUCAAUGAAUUAGUCUUCCUAGCAGAUUUUUAUGUCCUAGAUAUGGGGGAUGAAAGGUCAUUAAAUCCGUUACCUAUCUUGUUAGGUAGACCAUUUUUAAAUACUGUUAGGACAAAAAUAAAUGUGAAUGAGAAUACUUUGUCAAUGGAGUUUGAUGAUGAAAUUAAAACGUUUGAACAGGAUGGGAAGGACGCACUGGAAGUGGCUUUGACGAAACACCUUGAGUUAGGGGCAACUCUCAGUGUGGAAAUAAGUGAUGAGUUGUAUCAUGCUAUUGAAGCACUACACUCACUUCCAUCAAUUUUCUCAAGGUAUGAGAUCCCUUCUGUAUUUGUACCUGAAACUCAGACGAAAUUGUUACAUUCUGUUGUGCAGACACCCGAGCUAGAGUUUAAACCCCUCCCAAAGCACCUGAAGCAUGCAUUUCUUGGGGACAAGGAAAUACUACCGGUGAUAAUUUCUGCACACCUGUCACCGAGCCAAGAAGACAACCUAGUUCGUCUUCUUCAAGAUCAUAAGCAGGCGAUUGGAUGGAGCAUAGCAGACAUCAAAGGAAUUAACCCAUCCUUAUACAUGCACCGGAUACGGCUUGAGACUGAUGCAAAGCCGAUAAGACAGGCGCAACGGAGAUUGAACCCACUAAUGAUGGAGGUAGUUAAAAAGGAGAUACUGAAACUCCUAAAAGUGGGAAUCAUCUUCGCCAUCUCAUACAGUCUCUUGGUGAGCCCAAUUCAAGUAGUCCCGAAAAAGGCGGGAGUUACAGUAGAAGAGAAUCAGGAGGACGAGAUGGUCCCAGUGAGAAAGCCCACAGGAUGGCGCCAAUGCAUCGACUACCGGUGA